AUGGCACUUGUACGAAUUCGAUGCUUGUCUCAUCUAAACGCAAUCAACAAACGAAAAGUAACUCUUGCAACUGCUAAGCAAAUUGUAGUUGCCGACAACUUUGACAAUGAACGGAUGAGCAAUCUAAGUAGCGAAAUGAUCAACAUUUACGAUUUCUCCAUCAGCAAUAUGACAAGCGGAUACAAAAACGCACCUUAUUCAUGGACCGAAACUUUCGAAGUGGAACUUCCGGAGUAUGAACAAAUAAUCACCAAAAUAGUUCACGACUUCAAACCGUUCUACGAGAAACUUCACGCCUAUGUCAGACACAAACUGACAAAAAAAUAUCCUUAUAUGGAAGGCCACGACAAGAUACCGUCGCAUUUGAUUCGGAACCUCUGGGGUCAAAACUGGGACCACUUAAUGGACGAUGUUCAACCUUAUCCUGGUUUCCGAGUUGACCUUAACCCCAAAUUGAAGGAAAAGUUUGGGACUAAUUUUACAAAGAUGGUUCGUUUAGCUGAUAAGUACUAUCAGUCUAUUGGAUUCCCGGAAUUGCCCAAAUCGUUCUUUGAGAAGUCGAUUUUCGUCGAAAGCGAUGCUGUUAACAGAAAGCCGGACUGCCACGGGACAGCGCACGCACUGCAUGUUCCGAGGAGUGACGUGAGGGUAGAGAUGUGUGGGAAAGUGGACAGCGACAGUCUCUUCACCAUUCACCACGAAAUGGGCCACAUCCACUACUAUAUGCAGUACGCCAACCAAACUAACAUAUUCUACCAGGGUGCGAGUCCAGCGUUCCACGAAGCAGUGGGUGACACUAUUGCUCUUCUGGCUACAACUGGACUAGACCAUCUGAUCAACAUUGGACUGCUGGACACUCCCAAAUCAGAAGAAGACAGGGCUGCAAAUUUAAACAAAACCUGGUCCGACUACAGAGAGAAAAUGAUGAUCAACCAAUUGAUGCUCUCAGCCCUGGACAAAAUCCCACUUGUACUAUUUUCUUUCAUAAUCGAUAAGUGGACCUUCGAUUUCUACAGAGAUGAAAUAAAGCACGAAGAGCUGAACAAACAUUGGUGGGAUUUAGUUCACGAGUACCAAGGUCUCACAACUCCAGAUUUCGAGACUAGAGGCGAGGAGUACUUCGACAUAGGGGCCAAAUACCACGUGGCACACCUCAGAUACCUCUACACAAGGUACCAAAUAGCGAGAGUGCAUCAGUUCCAGUUCCUGGACUCUAUCUGCAGACAUGUGGACCAGACAGGAAGAGACAUGAAGAAGUGCAACAUAGAUGGAAAACCAGAAUCAACAAAGGCUUUCCGAGACAUGCUCAAAAAAGGACAGUCAGUUCACUGGAAGCAACAAUUGAGUGAACUAACCGGUGAUCAUGUCAAUUCCAAACUGGCUCUACAAUAUUACGCCCCACUCGAAAGAUGGCUAGACAACUAUUUAGAAGAGCAUGAUGUUAAAGUUGGUUGGGAUAAAGAUGGUGAUUGA
This is a messenger RNA of Symsagittifera roscoffensis, 1473 nucleotides long. RefSeq names its product angiotensin-converting enzyme-like. The coding region runs from base 1 to 1473 and encodes 490 amino acids. Gene Ontology annotation, biological process: proteolysis. The transcript has 10 exons. Lineage: Eukaryota; Metazoa; Xenacoelomorpha; Acoela; Convolutidae. The record is from RefSeq and is a predicted model, not a curated record. Gene Ontology annotation, cellular component: plasma membrane. Gene Ontology annotation, molecular function: peptidyl-dipeptidase activity; metallopeptidase activity.